AACGUAGCCUCUGUCCAUAUCCUGUAUUAGUGCAUGACAUUUACGUAAACUGUACUUUAACGGGUCGUGCAAAAAAACCAACGUUCACGUCCUUGGAGCGUUUCUACAGGACCCUUAUACAAACUUACGUCACUGUGAAUCGGUACGAGUUUUGAAAUGCGGGUAUAGCAGUUGUAGAAGCUGCUUCAGAGUGCAUUAGCCUGAAGCGGUGAGCUGCUGAACUGGAGUAGGUUUGCGUAGUUAAGCUAAGUUUUUAUUCUGCUACCGCAUCCUAACAUGGAGGCUCUUGGAGUCUUUGGCACCACUCUCGGAUGCUCAGCGUGUUUCGUGGUGUGUGGGCUUGUGUUUGCAGCCCACAGACUUGGAUUAAUAUACCAGCUCUUUCACAAGGUUGAAACACAGAGUCCACGACAUGGUGGUGAGAGCGUGGCAGAAGUGCUCCGUGCCCAUGGGGUCAAGUUCAUUUUCACUCUAGUUGGUGGACACAUCUCACCUAUCCUGGUUGCUUGUGAGAAGGUUGGCAUCCGCGUUGUGGACACCCGACACGAGGCCACCACUGUCUUCGCUGCUGACGCUGUGGCGAGACUGUCAGGUACUGUUGGCAUAGCAGUGGUCACUGCUGGCCCAGGCCUCACCAACACAGUGACAGCGGUAAAGAACGCGCAGAUGGCUGAAUCUCCAUUGCUACUCAUGGGUGGAGCUGCUGCUACUCUACUUCAGGGCAGAGGAGCGUUGCAAGAUAUUGACCAGAUGUCUCUGUUCAAGCCGCUGUGUAAGUUUUGUGCAUCCAUCAGGACUAUCAGAGAGAUCGUGCCCACUGUCAGGAAGGCACUGGCUAUCGCCCAGUCUGGAACCCCUGGUCCUGUUUUCAUAGAAUUCCCCAUCGACACGCUUUACCCCUACCACCUGGUAUCCAGAGAGCUUGGGGUAAAGAGCACUCCCAAAGGCCUGAUGGGAAAAAUUGUGUCUUGGUAUCUCACUAACCACAUGAAGAACCUGUUUGCUGGAGCCUGGGAAACCAGAGAUGUGUCGCCGCUUCCUGUUGACAUUCCAUAUGCCACAGAUGAUCAGGUACAAAGGUGCAUAGAGAUGGUGAGUCGAGCCAAGAAACCUGUUAUUCUGCUGGGUAGCCAAGCCACAUUACCACCAACGCCGGUCGAUGACCUUCGGAAGGCAUUGGAGGAUCUGGGCAUCCCCUGUUUUCUGGGGGGAAUGUCUCGUGGCCUAUUAGGUAAAAACAGUCCCAUCCACAUCAGACAGAACAGGAGAGAUGCUCUAAAGGAAGCUGACUUGGUGCUCUUAGCAGGCACUGUGUGUGACUUCCGCCUGAGCUAUGGCCGAGUUCUCAACAGACGGAGCAAGAUCAUCGCUGUCAACAGAGAUAAGACCCAGCUUCUGAAAAACUCGGAUAUGUUUUGGAAGCCAACUUUAGCAAUUCAGGGUGACACUGGUUCAUUCUUGGUGCAGCUCUCUAAAGGCCUGAAGGGCCAUCGCUGUCCGGACGAGUGGCCUCAAACCCUCAAAGCAGGCGAUGUAACCAAAGAAACUGCAAACAGGGCUAAAGCCGAUGAGAAGACUGAUCGCCACUUGAAUCCCCUGAAAGUUUUACACUGUGUUGAUGAGCUCAUGGCAGAGGACAGCUUCAUUGUUGCUGAUGGCGGAGACUUUGUUGGGAGUGCUGCUUAUAUAAUGAGACCACGAGGGCCUCUUCGAUGGCUAGAUCCAGGAGCCUUUGGAACACUUGGAGUUGGAGGAGGAUUUGCCCUGGGGGCAAAACUAUGCCGUCCUGACUCUGAGGUGUGGAUAGUGUAUGGUGAUGGAUCCUUAGGAUACAGCGUUGCCGAGUUUGACACAUUCACAAGACACAAGACACCAGUUAUAGCACUGGUGGGAAAUGAUGCAUGUUGGAGUCAGAUCUCCAGAGACCAGGUUCCCAUCCUUGGCAGCAACGUGGCAUGUGGCCUUGCAUUCACGGAUUAUCACAUAGUGACAGACGGUUACGGGGGUAAGGGCUACCUUAUAGGGCGUGAGGAUGAGGACAGGUUGAGCGACAUCAUCAGACAGGCUCAGAAGGAGACCCGGGAGGGCAAGGCGACACUUCUCAAUGUUCUGAUAGGGAAGAGCAACUUUAGAGAGGGCUCCAUCUCUGUCUAGCCCUGUAGUGUAUUCCCUUUCUCAUAAACUUUGGCUGCCUUCUUAGAGUUUUACUAUCAGGCUCGAUUAAGGAAUCCAGCAAAUGGGUGUUAAGAGUCCUGACCUGACCUCUGCUAAUCCUAUGUGCCCUUAAUGCCAUCUUUCUCUUUGUCUACAAUAUGUGGAUCUCUCAUAAGAGUUCAGGUGCAUCACUCAUCAGAUUUUUCACAAAUCAUACAAAUGAUACAUCUACAAAUACCAGUAAUAUCUUUUUAUUACUAUUCAUGGCCACUUAGUUUAUUACUGUAAAUGUGUUGCCGUUAUUAAUUAUGAAGAUCAAUUUGUACUGAAAAAGUUGCAGAUUCACCAGCCUAGAAACUUCUGUGUGUGACUUUAAGUAUCAUGUGUUCUUUGAAAGACAAUUGCUCCAUUUGAAGAAGGGAAUAUGGAAAAGACCCUCAGGUCCAUGAAGUCUCACAGCUGUGAUAGUUUUAUGUUUAAUUAGCAGAAUACAUUGAAUACAAGUGGGGAAAAGUUAUUUGAAUGUUGAUGACUGAAGUUGAAUAUCUCACUGUAUCUUUGAAUAUAUUGAUAUAUGUAGACUGAAUGUGUGUCUGCUGAUUCAGUUAUGGAUUUAAAAUUAGUGGUGGACAGAUAGAGGGUAUUUUAAUGAAUGUGAAUAAUUGGAGAAAAGUGGUCAAUAUGAAAUACCAGUAUUGUGUUUUUUUCUUGCAUCUGAUAAAAUAUAAAAAUCUAUUAAUGAAGCACAAAAUUACAGAACACAAGUGAACAAAUAAUGAUCAUGUCUUUACACUAAUUGCACUAAUUAUAAAGUUAAAGGUAAUCUAAUUGGAAAUGAAAUUGUUCAGACAUGUUGAUUAUCUCAAAAUGCCACAUAAUGGGCCCAUAUUAAUCAAUCGAUAAAUUGAUUUGUGAUUAAUUUGUAUAAUAUUUAAUGUUAACUUAUAUGCAGUGGUGUUUGUUUCAAAUAUUCCUAUACACAUAUUGCAAUUCUAAUUUAUUCACACAAAGUGAAAUGUGUGUACCAUCUCACUCCAGUAUGCUGUUGGUUGCUGUGUCAUUUGGUACCCUUAAGGGUAAGACUGGGAGUAUGAGAACAUUUCCAUCAUAAAAUGUUGGUUUGGAUUUAUCGUUAAUAAAGGGAAAAUAAAGUGGAAAAAUGGC
Messenger RNA from Solea solea (common sole), 3318 nucleotides. It is a transcript of the gene ilvbl, whose product is annotated as ilvB (bacterial acetolactate synthase)-like. Gene Ontology annotation, biological process: L-valine biosynthetic process. Lineage: Eukaryota; Metazoa; Chordata; Actinopteri; Pleuronectiformes; Soleidae. Bases 277 to 2154 code for a protein of 625 amino acids. The record is from RefSeq and is a predicted model, not a curated record. Gene Ontology annotation, molecular function: acetolactate synthase activity; magnesium ion binding; flavin adenine dinucleotide binding. The transcript has 14 exons. Gene Ontology annotation, cellular component: acetolactate synthase complex.